Messenger RNA from Peronospora matthiolae, 3156 nucleotides. NCBI's taxonomy places the organism in Eukaryota, Oomycota, Peronosporomycetes, Peronosporales, Peronosporaceae. The record is from the annotation of a GenBank genome assembly.
AUGGACGCCUCCUCCCUCCGCAUCUCCAAGUUCGAUGGAACUAACUUCCACGCCUGGAAGUUCAAGAUGCAGAUGGUGCUGGAGGAACGGGACCUAUGGGAGGUCGUCAGCGGUGAGAUCAAGGCGGAACAGUGCGAGACUCAGUUGGACCAAGCGACGUACAAGAGGAAGUCAAGAAAGGCGAUGGCAGUGAUCUGUCUAGCCAUGGAAGAUUCCCAGCUACCGUUGGUCCGGUCGGCAAGUGGUGCAUGCGACGCAUGGUCAAGGUUGGAAGACCACUUCGAGAAGAAGAGUCUUGCCAACAAGCUGUUCUUGCGCCGUCGCUUCUUCACGACAAUGAUGGAAGAAGGCGACGAUGUACUCGAACACAUCAACAAGCUCAAGACGCUGGCGGAACAGCUAGAAGCGGUGGGGGCUCCAGUCUGCGAGGACGAUCUGGUGAUCACACUUCUCGGCAGCCUGAGUGACUCGUAUCAAUUCUUGAUCACAGCUUUGGAGUCGCGCUCAGACACUCUUAGCUGGGAGCUCGUGACGUCUCGACUGCUUCAUGAAGAAAUGAAGCGGAGGGAGCAAGGAAGUAAAGGUGAUGAAGCUUCGCAAGGUCAAGCGUUCAUCACAAGGGACAAUCAGCGCAAAGGGCGACCAGUGAAGAAGUCCUGGCCGUGCCACAAUUGCGGAAAGAUUGGUCACUGGAUGGCGGAGUGCCCCUCGCGCAUCCAAGAAAACACGGAGAGACACCGGCCACAGCGUGCUCAAGACAGCGGCGACCGCUAUCGAUCACAACGUGCAAACGUCGCUCAAGAAGAAGACUCGGGCGACUACCUCUUUUCGAUCGGUGAAACGACAUCUGCGAAAUCGAGCGACAUCUGGAUGGUCGACUCCGGGGCGACGCAGCACAUGACGUGCUCCAAGAAGUUCAUGCGGAACUACAAGGGGUUUGACGCUGUGGAUGUCCAUCUCGCGGAUGAUGGAAUCGUCCAAGCAAUCGGCAGUGGGGACAUUGUCAUGUCGAUGAAGACACCCCAAGGGAUGAAGAAAGGUGUGCUCACAAACGUGUGGCACAUCCCAAAGUUAUCCAGAAACCUGUUCUCGGUCGGCCGCUUCACCAAGGAUGUCGGCCCAGUGACGUUCACGAAGGAUGGGUGCUAUGGAAAAGCGAAAGGGACCAAGUGGAAAAUUGGUGCCCGUGAAGGUAAAGGACUGUUCAAGCUGCAAAUGACUCCAGUGGCGCCGGAACAAGCAAAUGCAGCCAAGUCGUCGGGAUGUCAAGGGGGCACCAAGUCGUACCUCUGGCACCUUCGGCUUGGCCACAUAGGUCACGAUGGACUCAAUUGCAUCGUGACGAAGAACAUUGGAAUUGGCAUCGACAUAUCUUCGGUGAAGAAGUGGGACGUGUGUGAAGGUUGUGCUCUGGGAAAACAGACUCGAGUGCGCUUCCAAUCAAACACUACAGCUCGCACCUCCAAACUCCUCGAAGUGAUUCACAGCGACGUAUGCGGACCGAUGUCGAUGGCAACUUUCAGUGGAAAACGGUACUUCGUGACAUUCAUUGAUGACAAGUCAAGAUACUGUGUCGUCUAUCUGCUCAAGAGCAAAUCUGAAGUUGCGGCGAAGUUCAUGGAAUACGCUGCGAUGGCCGAAACGCAAACCGGAAAGCGCGUGAAGUACCUUCAAAGCGACAAUGGGGGUGAAUACAAGUCCGACAAGCUGGCACGAUUCUGCGCGGAACGGGGAAUACAACAAAGGUUCACACCCCCAUAUACUCCUCAGCUAAACGGAGUAGCUGAGAGAAUGAAUCGCACGCUGGUCGAGUGUGCGCGUUGCAUGAUGGAACACGCUGGACUGGGAAAGAGCUACUGGGGUGAAGCAGUGAUGACGGCGAUGUUUCUUCGAAACCGCUGUCCAACACGUGCCAUUCACCAAGACAAGUCUCCAUAUCAAGUGUGGACGAUGAAGAAACCGAUUCUGGCCAACCUUAAAGUGUUUGGAUGCCACGCGUAUGUUCAAGUGCCUCAAGACAAACGCGCGAAGUUCGACUCCAAGUCAUCACUCUGUCGUUUCCUGGGAUACGCCGAACACCAGAAGUCAUAUCGAUUUGAGGAAGUGUCAACAGGAGCGAUCAAGAUCAGUCGCGAUGCCACAUUCAUGGAAGACAAGUUUGAUGAAGGUCCGCGCAACUACAACGAUGAGUCAAGUGUCGUUGAGUUUGAUGAUCAUGAUGAGGACGAAGAAAAAGAAGAAGGUAAAACUGACGACGACAUGGACUCGAGCGACGAUGACAACGAAGACACCAGGUCUUCGAAGAGCAACAUCAAGAGACACACGCGCACUCAAUCACUUGAGAAAGCUACCGUCAUUCCAAGUCCCAAGCGAAGAACAUACAGAGGUCCGUCGCUUGAGCAUGUUGGGGAAACGCCGACUACAUUCAAGUCGGCGAUGGAAUCAAGCGACUCCGGCAAGUGGAAAGAAGCGUGUGACUCGGAGUUCGAUUCGCUUCAGAGAAACGACACGUGGGAAAUCGUGCCUCUUCCGAAAGGUCGCAAGGCCAUCGGGUGCCGAUGGGUUUUUCGUGUAAAGGAGAAUCAAGAUGGCGAAGUUGAACGUUUCAAGGCAAGACUUGUGGCCAAAGGAUUCUCACAGAAAUUCGGAGUUGACUAUGAAGAAACUUUCGCACCGGUGGCCAAGUUCACAUCGAUUCGUGUGGUGCUCAGUAUGGCGGCCAAGUACGGCCUAAUGCUACAUCAGAUGGACGUCAAGACAGCGUUUCUUAACGGCUCCCUCAACGAAGACAUCUACAUGGACCAGCCGGACGGAUACCUGGAUGCAACACAGCCGGACUAUGUGUGCAAGCUAAAGAGAUCACUCUACGGCUUGAAGCAAUCGCCUCGCAUGUGGAACCAAACAAUCGAUGGGUUCAUGAUCAAGAUGGGAUUCAAGAAGUGCGAAUCGGACCACUGCAUCUACAUCAAGCGAGACGACCAAGACAUGAUUCUCGUGGUGCUCUACGUCGAUGAUCUCAUCCUGGCCAGCAGCAACAACGAACUCCUCAAGUCAACCAAGAUGGCGCUGAGCAAACGCUUCGAAAUGACGGAUCUCGGUGAGCUCGAUUAUUUCUCGGCAUGGAGAUCAAGAACGACCGUAAGACGGGAAUGGUGA